Maniola jurtina (meadow brown) is the source of this 1968-nucleotide messenger RNA. RefSeq names its product glutathione hydrolase 6-like. The record is from RefSeq and is a predicted model, not a curated record. Gene Ontology annotation, biological process: glutathione catabolic process. Gene Ontology annotation, molecular function: glutathione gamma-glutamate hydrolase. The coding region runs from base 528 to 1910 and encodes 460 amino acids. Gene Ontology annotation, cellular component: plasma membrane. NCBI's taxonomy places the organism in Eukaryota, Metazoa, Arthropoda, Insecta, Lepidoptera, Nymphalidae. The transcript has 11 exons.
GCCUCACCAGUAAUAAGUACGGAUCAGAGGCAAUGCUCGUUGUUUCACCGGCUACAUUGUUGUCGUACUCAUGUUUAGCUGAAACGACAUUGCGUUCGUUUCUGUGCGGCUCGGCUCUCCCUAAAGUGACAAGUUUGCAAAGUGCGCAAGUCCAGAGCCGAUUUCCAGACACCUACAACAUGACCGCAGCGGCGCGUCGUCUGCAACACCGCCUGACGUCAUCCACUCCUGCGCACACCAGCGCUGCUGAAUACCUGCCCACCGCGCCGUGCUCACACACACACACAUACACACACACUGCAGCACAUCGCAGUAAACAGUUAGAAGCCCGCGCUCCAGCGGCGGACAUGUCUUUGAGUGAGAAUUUUGUUCAACUGUUUGUUUGUUCGCUUCAUUAUCAGCGAAAUGGUGAAGUGUCGAUAAAGUGCUGAGGAUUGUGCGGCUUGCGGCUCCGCUGUGCGCUGUGCACACUGCACAGGCGUUGGCGAGGUUAAUGUAAGAAGAGAAGGCUUUCCCGAAGCUUCGACAUGUCGAGCAGUCCCGACCUACAAUCUCCACCAGGUGUGGUGGAGCUGCGCGAGGACGUGCCGCUGAAGGCGGGCGCGGCGGGCGGCGGCGCGCGGCUGUGCGGCGGCGGGCCGCGGCUCAUCCUCGCCGCGUUCGCCGCGCUCACGCUGGCCGUCACCGUGGCGCUGCUCACGCAGAUCUACGCGGGGGACUACGAGGUGGUGCCGCACGGCUCGGUGUCGUCGUCGGCGGCGGCGUGCGCGGGCGCGGGCGCGGCGGCGCUGCGGCGCGGCGGCCGCGCGGCGGACGCCAGCGUGGCGACCGCGCUCUGCCUCGCCGUGCUCACGCCGCACCGCACCUCGCUCGACGCGAGUGGAUCUCUGAUAUACUGGGAAUACAGGUUAUCGCGCAGCCAGCUGCCCACCGUGCUGGAGUGGGGCGCCGGCGUGGAGGCCGCCAACGCCAGCCGGGAGCGGCCGCCGCGCCUGCUCGUGGCGCUGGCGGCUCUGCACCAGCGCUACGGCACGCGGCCCUGGGCCGAGCUGCUGCAGCCAGCCAUAGACCUCGCAAGGGCGGGCUACCCGGUGUCGGCGACGCUGGCGGCGGCGGCGGCGGCGGCGGGGCUGGCCGGCUACGCGACGCCCACGCGCAGCGACCCCGGCCUGGCCGACUACCUCGAUGCGCUGCGGCACAACACUAGCAGUGAGCUCUGCUUAAGUUGGCAUUGCCCGGCCGCGGUGCGGUGGGCGGAGGGCGUGCCGGCGGCGCGCGCGGGCGCGUGGCGCGUGUGGGGCGCGGGCGCGGGCGGCGCGCUGGCCGUGCUGGCGCUGCAGAGCGCGCUGGACGCUGCGAGCGUCGACAACAGCACCAGCACUGUCGACAGCGUGCUGCAGAGCGUGGUAUCGAGCCUGCAGCAGCAGUCGGUGGCGCGCGCGGCGCAGUGGCCGGGCGGCGUGGCUUCGGGCGUGGCUGUGGUGGACCCGCGAGACACCUACGUGGCGCUCGUCACAGGGUUGUCGACACCGUUCGGCUCGGAAGCGGGUGCGGGCGCGGCGUCGGCGAGCGCGGGCGCGUGGGCGCGCGACGCGCCCGCCGCGCCGCUCGACCUCGCGCCCGCCAUCAUCGCGGACCAGCACGUGUGCGGCGCGCGCUACGUGGUGGGCGCGGAGGCGGGCGCGGCGCUGGCGCAGGGCGCGGCCGCCAUGCUGCUGGCGACGCCGGGCGGCGCGGUGGCGGCGGCGGAGCGCGCGCGCCUGCUGCUGCGGCCGCCCGCGCGCCUGCUGCCCGAGCCCGCGCCGCCCGCGCCGCCCGGCGCGCCCGCGCUCAACUUCGUGCUGCAGCGCGGCGACGCGCUGCUGUCGCACGCCGACAGUCGCGGCGGAGGCGUCGCGUCGCGGUUUUAGCCGCUGCCAACUCGGCUGUACCUUAUUUUGUUUAAUGUUAUUAAAUUAUAUCACGUUU